Molecule: messenger RNA, 708 nt
Organism: Mytilus californianus (California mussel)
Lineage: Eukaryota; Metazoa; Mollusca; Bivalvia; Mytilida; Mytilidae
Product: ficolin-1-like
Exons: 5
Coding region: 1-708 (235 amino acids)
Source: RefSeq, a predicted model, not a curated record
AUGGACACAGGCAAAGGAUUAAAAAUUAAAAUGUUUGGCAUGAUUUAUGUUAUUUCUGUCGCUAAAGGAAGGCCUAUUGAUUGUAAUGAUAUUCCUGUCAAAUGUCCAAGUGGAGUAUAUAAGGUGUUUCCAAAUCAAACACAAGGAUUUGAUGUUUAUUGUGAAAUGAAUUUAGACGAAGGACACUGGACGGUUUUUCAAAGAAGAGAAAAUGGCUAUGUUGACUUUGACCGCGGAUGGAAUGAGUACAAAUUAGGAUUUGGGAACCCUAAGCAUGAGUUUUGGCUCGGCAACGAAAAUUUGCACUCUCUAACAUCACAACACAACUAUGAAAUGAGGAUCGAUUUAAUCGAUUUCGAUGGAAACACGGCAUUUGCAAAAUAUGAAGUUUUUGCAAUUGGAGAUGAAAGUUCGAAGUUCAAACUAACCGCUAUUGGAUAUCAUGGUACUGCAGGUAACAGCUUGGAACAUCACAACGGCCAUGGUUUCUCUACAAAGGAUAGCGAUAACGAUAACCACUCUAGUCACUGUGCUACAAUGUAUCCCGGAGCCUGGUGGUUUAAUACAUGUGUAACAUCUGAUCUGAAUGGUCAGUAUUUUCUAAAGACACCGGACUCCCCCCAUUGGGGCGUUUACUGGCGUGCUUGGAAAGGAUCAAACUAUUCUUUGAAAGGCUCAUUGAUGAUGAUGCGUAGAGUGUCAAUUUAG